This is a messenger RNA of Clunio marinus, 327 nucleotides long. The record is from the annotation of a GenBank genome assembly. Lineage: Eukaryota; Metazoa; Arthropoda; Insecta; Diptera; Chironomidae.
AUGAGUUGCAUUUGUUCUUUAGAAGCAAUUGAACAAAACUCCUCAUGUAUGGCAGGGCAUUUGGUAAUAAAAAGCUUUCCUGGUACAUUCAAACUUUUCUUCGUCGUUCAAAGACUUGUAAAGAUAACUAUGAAUCUAUGGACCAUUCUUCCUUUGUCCACAAUAUUAUUCCACAAUGUUUUCAAUGAAUUAUUCAGUUGGGAAUUUAAUGCUUUUCCAAAACUUUUCCUUAAUUUGAAACAACAAAUGAUCGGAAAACUUUUAUCACAUAUGUUCGUAAAAGAAACAUUACAAAUUAAUCGAAGCAGCAAUAAAAUGAAAUUUUAA